Messenger RNA from Suricata suricatta (meerkat), 7330 nucleotides. It is a transcript of the gene SETD5, whose product is annotated as SET domain containing 5. Lineage: Eukaryota; Metazoa; Chordata; Mammalia; Carnivora; Herpestidae. The record is from RefSeq and is a predicted model, not a curated record. The transcript has 24 exons. Gene Ontology annotation, molecular function: protein binding. The coding region runs from base 1990 to 6480 and encodes 1496 amino acids.
UUUAUUUUGCAUGCCAAAGAAGAUUCAGUUAUGCUAGUAACUGCAACUUCCAAGUUUACAAGUACCAUUUCCCAAAUUAAGUACUGAAAAAUCUUUCUGCAUUAGAAACUAUAAUUGUAUAGUGUUCAUGGAUUUUUAUAAAGUCAGUUACUACCUCCUAUAUGAAUUGACUAACAAAUCACACAGGUAGAUAGCAUUAACAAUGGUGAGAAAUUUCUACAGAGAGAUUAAAUCAAAUUAAUUUUAUUAAGCCCAAAUUAAAUUAAUUUGGGAUUCAUAUAAAAAGACCUAAAGCAAUUAUUCUUAAAACUGGUGUUUUUUACAAAGUUAAAGAGAUGACCACCCGUAAAUGCUCCUGGGUAGUCCAAAAGUAAUUGCAGAAAUCAGGCCUAAAAAUUUGACUGCAUUGUUUGUAUUUCCUGAAACAUUUUCAUUGUAAUUUCUUGACAGAUUUCUGAUACUGUUGUCAUAACUAAUUACACAGUAAUUCAUUUACUAUUUCUACAAAGCAAGAGUGUCAACAAUUUGCUUGUACUGUUCUGUUAUAUUUUAGAUGAUAUUUGUUAAUGUUUCACUAUGCAUGUUCCACUCUUCCUGCACAUUCCACUGUUCUGGGCACUGUAAGAUUAAACUUGAUAUGAAGGGCAACAUACUCCAUUAAGUAAAAGACCUAGAUUUUAUCUCGGUCUAGAUAAAAUAUCUAGAUUUUAAAUAUGAUAGAACAGUAUACAUUAUGCAUUUUUGAUGUAUUUGUCGGAGAACCUCUAGAUAUAAUAAUAGAAGCAAGGAUUUUUUUGAAUUUACUGUUGUGCCAUAAAUGGAUUUCAGACAUUUUCCAAGAGGUAGCAUUAUAGCAGCAGGUUGCAUGUUGUACUUAAAACAUAAUUGAAGCAGUAUCUGUUGUAAGCAUGGCUUCUGUGUAUGUGCCCAACUCUCCUAGCGAUUCAAGAAUAGAAGAAGAAAGGCAGUAAUCCCAUUUGGAUAAAAUGGUUCACUAAUAAGGAAACAAUCCUAACACUCCAGAUUUUUAAUCCAUAUUUUAAAACAUAGUUAAGAGCUGACAUAUAUAUGUCAAGGAAUAUCCUUGGAAAUCGUAUAGUUAUCUGUCAACAUGUAACUAAUUAAUAACCACUAUGGAAAUCGCAAUUUCCUCAUCAAAAGAUAAUGAGCUUAAAUUUUAGUAUUUCACAUGCAUAGCAACAUAUUAAAUGCUGUGCUUUACUAGAAAGUAUUGUCCAGUGGGAUGGCCUUUUAACCUCCACAAUAUACAUUUUAUUUUUAUUCCCUAGACUUGCACAUGAAGUGCAUAUGUUCAUAUUUACCCAGUUUGGAGAUGGGUAAGAUACAACCAACAUAGCUCCAUCUCCAUGGCCAUCUUUUAUUUCAUGCCACAUUCCUUUUUCCUGUCCAGAAAAAUUCCAUUUCUAAUAAACAGCUGCCAUGUUUCACCCCAUGUGUUCAGUGGUACAGAAUCUCUUGUAGAAAAUACUACAGACAGCUCUUUGAAAUACAUGUUUAUCUAGUGAAUUAACAAUGUUGUAGAAAGUUACUUUCUUUUAACUGUCCAUCCUAGAAACUAAAGUUUACCUUCAUUUUAUUAAUGCUUGUUUGCCUUCAGUUUCAUUUAGGAAACCCUACCUGUUUCCUAAUACUCAGAGCUGAUUGCCUCUCAAUGAGCCAUGUCAGAUCAUCUUUUCUCAAGAAUACUGACCUGCAUUCUUGAUGUACCCCCCACCCCAGUUCCCAUCUUGCAGACACUCUUAAAAAAUAAAAUGCAUGCACUUCACUAACAGAAUACUUUCCUAUGUCUAAAGUUCUUCUUCACCUAGAAAUUACCUUUGCUGUUAUUAAUAAGAUCCCUUCUCACAGUUUUGGAGCAUAUAACUGGGGUAUCCUGUCUUGGUAGUGAAUGGAAGAGGGCCUGGUCCCUGGGGCAGUACAGAAGGCACUUUCAUCAUCUCACUCACUGCAAAUGUCAUGUGAGGUUUCAUGGAAGUAUUAAGAGAUCCAAUUAAGAAGAAUAGUUCUGAGUCUAAACCAGCCCAGAGUGGCUUCUCUAGGGGAAACUCCCUGCUCAGCUGCCCUGAAUCUGUGGAGGCUAGUCCAGCAGUUAAUGAGAAGAGCGUGUAUUCCACUCAUAAUUAUGGGACCACUCAGAGGCAUGGGUGUCGAGGACUGCCUUAUGCUGAUCAUAAUUACGGAGCCCCUCCUCCUCCGACACCUCCUGCUUCUCCCCCUGUCCAGACGAUCAUCCCUCGUUCUGACCUGAAUGGCCUGCCGUCGCCCGUAGAGGAACGCUGUGGAGACAGCCCGAACUCUGAAGGAGAGACUGUUCCUACCUGGUGUCCUUGUGGUCUUUCUCAGGAUGGCUUCCUUCUCAACUGUGACAAGUGCAGGGGAAUGAGCAGGGGGAAGGUUAUUAGACUUCAUCGGCGGAAGCAGGACAACAUAUCAGGUGGGGAUAGCAGUGCAACAGAAAGCUGGGAUGAGGAGCUUUCUCCUUCCACUGUGUUGUACACAGCAACACAGCACACACCUACAAGCAUCACCUUAACUGUUAGAAGAACCAAACCCAAGAAGAGGAAGAAGAGUCCAGAAAAGGGUCGUGCAGCAGUGAAGACGAAGAAAAUCAAGGCAUUUCGAGAGGGAUCCCGGAAGUCCUUGCGGAUGAAGAAUUCUCCUUCUGAAGCACAGAAUUUAGAUGAGAAUACAACUGAGGGAUGGGAAAAUCGGAUAAGACUAUGGACUGAUCAGUAUGAAGAAGCUUUCACUAAUCAGUACAGUGCAGAUGUACAGAACGCCCUUGAACAACAUCUACAUUCUAGCAAGGAAUUUGUGGGCAAACCUGCUAUUUUAGACACUAUUAAUAAGACUGAAUUGGCCUGUAAUAAUACAGUUAUUGGUUCCCAAAUGCAGCUACAGUUGGGAAGAGUCACUCGUGUUCAAAAGCACCGGAAGAUCCUGAGGGCUGCAAGAGAUUUGGCUUUGGACACUCUUAUAAUAGAGUAUCGAGGGAAAGUCAUGUUACGACAACAAUUUGAGGUCAAUGGGCAUUUCUUCAAAAAACCAUACCCCUUUGUGCUCUUCUACUCAAAAUUCAAUGGUGUAGAGAUGUGUGUGGAUGCACGUACUUUCGGUAAUGAUGCUCGGUUCAUCAGAAGAUCGUGUACACCAAAUGCAGAGGUGCGACACAUGAUUGCAGAUGGGAUGAUUCACCUGUGUAUCUAUGCAGUGUCUGCCAUCACCAAGGAUGCUGAGGUCACGAUAGCAUUUGAUUAUGAGUACAGUAACUGUAAUUAUAAAGUGGACUGUGCAUGUCACAAGGGGAACCGUAAUUGCCCUAUACAGAAAAGGAAUCCCAAUGCUGCAGAACCACCACUCCCACCUCCUCCAAGCUUACCCACCAUAGGAGCAGAGACAAGACGUAGAAAAGCACGACGGAAAGAGCUAGAGAUGGAGCAGCAGAAUGAGGCUCCAGAAGAGGAUAACAAUCAGCAAACAGAACAAGUUCCUGAGAAAGUAACUGUGUCCAGUGACCAUGAGGAAAUAGACAAUCCAGAAGAAAAAGCAGAAGAAGAGAAAGAAGAAGUUACAGAUGACCAGGAGAACCCAGCUCAUAGCAGAAGGACCCGGGAAGACAGGAAGGUCGAAGCCAUCAUGCAUGCUUUUGAAAACUUAGAGAAAAGAAAGAAGCGACGGGAUCAGCCCUUAGAACAAAGCAACUCUGACAUAGAGAUUACUACCACCACCUCUGAGACCCCUCUGGGAGAAGAGGCAAAAACUGAAGCCACUGAACCUGAAGUUAGCAAUCCUGCUUCAAACAUGGCCAUCCCAAGCACCCCACAGAGUGUUGGAGUGAACACCCGGAGGUCUUCCCAAGCAGGGGAUGUUGCUACAGAAAAACCAGUACCCAAGCCACCUCCAGCAAAGCCUUCUAGGCCCCGACCGAAGAGUCGCAUUUCUCGGUACCGGACCAGUUCAGCCCAAAGACUAAAGCGUCAGAAGCAGGCCAUUGCACAACAGGCAGAGUUGUCACAAGCUGCCUUGGAAGAGGGUGGAAAUAACAGCUCUGUGACUCCUACUGAAGCUGGAAAUACAGAUAGUGCAGGAGAAAACAGGCCAUUAAUAGGGUCUGACCCAACUGUAGUAUCAGUUAUGGGAUCCCAUGUCAACCGUGCUGCACCUAAAUACCCCAAAACCAAAAAGUAUCUAGUUACAGAAUGGUUGAAUGACAAAGCAGAGAAGCAAGAAUGCCCUGUUGAGUGCCCUUUACGUAUCACCACGGACCCAACUGUACUGGCAACAACCCUGAACAUGUUACCCGGUCUUAUCCAUUCCCCAUUAAUUUGCACCACCCCCAAACACUACAUUCGCUUUGGGUCACCCUUUAUCCCUGAGAGACGUCGAAGGCCCCUUCUGCCUGAUGGCACCUUCAGCUCCUGUAAAAAGCGCUGGAUAAAGCAAGCCUUGGAAGAAGGGAUGACUCAAACAUCAUCUGUACCCCAAGAGACUAGAACUCAGCACCUAUACCAAAGUAAUGAGAAUAGUAACUCUUCUAGUAUCUGCAAAGACAAUGCAGACUUGUUGAGCCCAUUAAAGAAAUGGAAGUCUCGCUAUCUGAUGGAACAGAAUGUCACCAAGUUACUGCGGCCUCUUUCUCCAGUCACACCACCCCCUCCCAAUCCAGGCUCAAAGAGCCCCCAGCUGACCACACCUGGCCCAUCUCACCCAGAAGAGGAGUGUCGAAAUGGAUACAGCCUCAUGUUCUCACCAAUCACGUCUCUUACUACUGCUAGUCGCUGCAAUACUCCUCUGCAGUUUGAGAACAUAUCCUCCCCUGAGAGUUCCCCUGCGAAUAGGCCCGAGUCCCUGUCACCCGAGCUUUGUCACCGAAAAGACCUGGACUUGACAAAAGUAGGCUACCUUGAUUCCAACACUAACAGCUGUGCUGACAGACCUUCCCUGAUCAACUCAGGUCCUUCUGACCUGGUUCCUCAUCCCUCUGUUGGGCCCCCCUCUGAGACUGGCUUUCCAAGCAGAAGUGGAGAUGGACAUCAGACCCUUGUGAGGAACUCGGACCAGGCAUUUCGGACAGAGUUUAAUUUAAUGUACGCCUACUCCCCAUUGAAUGCUAUGCCUCGAGCAGAUGGAUUAUAUCGAGGAUCUCCUCUAGUAGGGGAUAGGAAGCCUUUACAUUUGGACGGGGGAUAUUGCUCCCCUGCAGAAGGGUUUCCCAGCAGAUAUGAACAUGGUUUUAUGAAAGACCUCUCUCGUGGAUCCAUGUCACCUGGUGGUGAAAGGGCUUGUGAAGGAGUCCCGUCUGCCCCCCAGAACCCACCACAGAGGAAAAAGGUAUCCCUGUUGGAGUACCGCAAACGGAAACAAGAAGCCAAGGAGAAUUCUGCUGGUGGGGGAGGUGACUCUGCACAGAGCAAAAAUAAGUCUGCAGGAGCUGGGCAAGGCGGCAGUAACUCACUUUCUGACACUGGUGCCCACGGUGUGCAGGGAUCCUCAUCCCGGACCCCAUCUUCCCCUCUCAACAAAUUCUCCCCAUCUCAUUCUUCUAUGUCCCAUAUGGAGGCGGUAAGCCCAUCAGAUUCCAGAGGCACUUCAUCUCACUGCAGACCUCAAGAGAAUAUCAGCAGUAGGUGGAUGGUUCCCACAUCAGUGGAACGACUCCGAGAAGGAGGGAGCAUCCCCAAGGUCCUCCGAAGCAGUGUGAGGGUGGCCCAAAAAGGAGAGCCUUCUCCCACAUGGGAGAGUAGCAUCACAGAGAAAGACACAGACCCUGCAGAUGGAGAAGGCCCAGAGACCCUGAGCUCAGCACUCUCUAAAGGAGCAGCAGUUUACAGCCCUUCCAGAUACAGCUACCAGCUCCUGCAGUGUGAUAGUCCACGGACAGAAUCACAAAGCCUCCUUCAACAGAGUUCCUCCCCCUUUAGAGGACAUCCCACCCAAUCUCCAGGAUACAGUUAUCGAACUACUGCACUGAGACCUGGAAACCCCCCCUCUCACGGUUCUUCAGAAUCCUCCCUCUCUUCUACGUCCUAUUCCAGCCCCGCCCACCCUGUAUCCACAGACUCGUUGGCCCCAUUUACGGGGACACCAGGGUAUUAUAGCAGCCAGCCACAUUCUGGAAACAGCACUGGCAGUACUCUUCCAAGGAGGAGCUGCCCUUCUAGUGCUGCUAGCCCUACCCCACAGGGCCCCUCAGACUCGCCGACCUCAGACUCGGUCUCCCAGUCCAGCACAGGAACUCUGAGUUCCACCUCCUUCCCUCAGAACUCUAGGUCGUCAUUGCCAUCAGACUUACGGACUAUCAGUCUGCCCAGUGGGCAGUCCGCUGCCUACCAGGCCUCCAGGGUAUCUGCGGUUUCCAAUUCACAGCACUACCCACACCGUGGGAGUGGGAGUGUGCACCAGUACCGACUCCAGCCACUGCAAGGCUCAGGAGUCAAGACUCAGACAGGACUUUCCUAGGGCUUCUGGAUUUGGGCAAACAGAACUGAAUGAGCCCAUAGCUGCUUCCUUCCAGCUGCCUCUGGAACCUAGGCCGAGCAUAUUGCUGGGGAAGAGGGUACAAGGUGCCAGAGGACUGGGUCUGGUCGACAAGAAACGAGACUUGUGGUCAUGACUGGCUCUGGCCUUGGAGAAAGAUGUAAAUCUUGUCUGAAGCAGAGACUAUAAAGAAGUUUCUCCCUGCUGUUAAGGGUACAUUGUUGACAAGCAAAUGGUGUUCCGGUUAGUAACGGUUCUAAGUGCAAUGAGUCGUGUUGAAGCCUCUGUCUCCCGUCCUUGCCUGUAGCCUGUAGUCACUUGUGCAGUGGGGACAUCUUUUUACACACACACGUGCACGCACACACACACACACACACAGAAGUUUUCUUUUCAGAGGAAAAAAAUGAAAAGAGCCAAUCUCAAAGCCCCAAGCCAUCUGAGUAAUAAUAGGGUUUUUAUGCACUUAAGAAAGGUAGGUAUGUAAAUGUUCACCCUGUGACAACCAUUCCAAAAGCAGGUAUCUGGCCAAGAUGUGUCCACCAAGAACACUCCCUACCUUUGUCUUAAAAUCAAGAAAUACAGGCAGGGAUAGCAAAGCUUGGAAUGUGCUCUGGCUGAGGGGUGCCUGGCUCUCUGAAGAAGAGCUCCUGGUCAACUGGAUUCAGGAGCAGAUGAUGGUCUGAACCCCCGGCUGUUCCCAUACCACUCCCCUCCCCCAAGCUGUCUCACAGCUCAGUAACCCAGUAAGUAAGUAGACAAAAGAGGAAUAAGUGAGAUGGGCCAAUUGCAUUGCUAGUUAUCAGCUUUUGGCAAUAAAUUUGAUGAGUAAGGA